UUGGUGGUUUGUUUAUGGUAAAUAACCAUGCUUUAAUAGAACACAUUACAUUUCCACAUUUCGUACAAAGUUAAACUUAAACUGUUGAACUGUUGGUUUAUUAUAAAUUUGUUAACACAAAUACUAUAGUUUUACAAUGCAAACAAUACGAGAGUUUACUCGGAAAACUAAAAGGGGCAACAUAUUAAAAAUUGUCCGUGAGCAUUAUUUGCGUAUUGACUUGGGAUGCGGCUCCGAUAUAUGUCACCGUUGCCAGCAAGAGGAGGAUGGUAUUCCACUCCGUAGUGAUCGCAUGAAUCGUAGUAGCCUUUUUGAUUUCCCUCACUAUGUUGUGCUUGAUACUAAUGUGGUACUGCAGCAGAUCGAUGUUCUGGAGGAAGAUGCUAUACGCAAUGUUAUAGUUCUGUCAACCGUCAUGCAAGAAGUAAAACAUUGCAGCACUGUGAUCUAUAAAAGGUUUCACGAAGUUGUCCAGCAUAAACCACGUGGUUUCUUUGUGUUUGUCAAUGAACAUCACAAGGACACCUAUGUUGAGAGGAAACCUGGUGAAACUUCCAAUGACCGCAAUGAUCGUGCUAUACGUUUUGCCACCUCAUGGUACGAUGGCCAUAUUUUGGAUGUGCAACAAUCAUCAACGAAAAAGCUGAAAGAUAAGCAAAUGACAAGAGUAGUAUUAAUCACUGAUGAUGCUGCUAACAAAGAAAUGGCCGAAAAAGAAGGUAUCCUAGUAGCCACAGCUGAGGAAUACAUUAAAUCCCUUAUUGACUAUCCCUUGUUAAUUGACAAGUAUGCUCGUAAGGAUAUUGAAAAGGAUCGUGAUUCACAAAUGCCUAUGUUCCCGGUGCAUUUAAGUAUGAAUGAAAUCAUCGAAGGUGUACGAAAUCAAAGACUUUUACAAGGCCAAUUUCAAGCAUCCAGGGAAAAUUAUCUAGAAGGUUCCGUCUUCAUAGAGGGAUAUGAAAAUCCAAUACUCUUACAAGGCCGAGAGUCUUUAAAUCGAGCAGUAGAUGGUGAUCUGGUGGCUAUUGAAUUAUUUCCGGAAUCCAAGUGGUCGGCACCUAGUGAAAUUGUUUUGGAGGAAGCUGAAACUAUUGAUGUGGGAGAAGAGGCCGAAAAUGAACAACCCGAAGAUAUCUUGGCCGUUGCUGCAUUAAAAGCUGCAGCUGGCAAUGAAAAACGUCCUACUGGCAAAGUUGUGGGCAUAAUCAGACGUAAACGUCGCCAAUAUUGCGGAAUAUUGCAGCCGGCACAAUUACAGGGUGCAACGAAGCAUAUAUUCAUACCAGCGGACCGUAAAAUACCUCGUGUACGCAUUGAAACCAGACAAGCUGAUAAGCUACAAAAUCAGCGCAUCAUAGUUGCCAUUGAUACCUGGCCACGUUCCUCUAGAUAUCCGCAUGGCCACUUUGUGCGCUCACUGGGAGCUUUGGGUGAUGUGGAGACUGAGAAUGAGGUCAUUCUGUUGGAACACGAUGUGCCACAUAGCAAAUUCUCGGAAGAAGUUCUAAGUUUCUUACCCAAAAUGCCUUGGACUAUAACGCCCGAUGAUUAUGCUGCACGUGUCGAUUUAAGAGAUAUUGACAUUUGUUCUGUCGAUCCACCUGGUUGCACAGAUAUUGAUGAUGCCUUACAUUGUCGUGAUUUACCCAACGGCAAUUUGGAGGUGGGAGUUCAUAUAGCCGAUGUUAGUCAUUUUAUUCGUCCCGGCAAUGCUUUGGAUAAAGAGGCUGCAUCUCGCGGCACUACUGUCUAUUUGGUUGGCAAGCGCAUAGAUAUGGUACCAGAACUGCUAAGCUCAAAUCUUUGCUCCUUGCUAGGGGGUGUGGAAAGAUUUGCCUUUUCCUGCAUUUGGGAAAUGGAUCAUGAGGCGAAUAUAAUUAGCAAAAAAUUCCAUAAGAGUGUCAUUAAAUCCAAAUCAGCUAUGACAUAUGAAAUGGCACAAAUCAUCAUAGAUGAUAAAACGCAGAACAAUGCAAUAGCAAGAUCUUUGCGCAAUUUAAAUAAGUUGGCAAAGAUAUUAAAAAAGCGGAGAAUGGACAAUGGAGCUUUGGUUUUGGCUUCUCCUGAAAUACGUUUCCAGGUGGACAGUGAGACUCAUGAGCCCUUGGAGGUAGAAGCAAAACAAAUGCGUGAUACCAACUCAAUGGUAGAGGAAUUCAUGUUGCUGGCCAAUAUAACAGUGGCCGAACAUAUUGCCAAUGAAUUUCCCGAAUGUGCUAUGCUGAGAAGACAUCCAAGGCCAGCACCUAGCAAUUUUGAGCCGCUUAUAAAAGCCGCCCGUCAUCAAAACUUUGAAAUUUGUUGCGAUACUGGAUUAGAGUUUUCCAAGUCAUUGGAUUUGUGUGUUAAACCGGACAAUCCAUACUUUAAUACAAUGAUACGUAUUCUGGCUACUCGUUGCAUGAUGCAGGCCUUGUACUUUAUAAGCGGUACAUUGCAAAAGGAUCAAUUUGAACAUUACGGUUUGGCUGCUUCCAUAUAUACGCAUUUUACUUCACCCAUCAGAAGAUACUCUGACAUUAUUGUACAUCGUUUACUGGCUGCUUCUAUAGGUGCUGAUAGCACUUAUGCACAAUUGCUGGAUAAAAAUGCCAAUGCAGAAUUAUGUCACAACCUAAACUACCGUCACAAAAUGGCUCAAUAUGCCGGCAGAGCUUCAGUGGCUCUUAAUACUCAUCUGUUCUUUAAGGGCAAGGUGCAGGAUGAGGAGGGUUAUGUUCUAUUUGUGCGCAAAAAUGCUUUACAAGUUCUUAUACCCAAAUUUGGUUUGGAAGGCACCAUAUUCUUGAAUGCUUUAAAAGAGGACCAGAAGAAAUCCCCAAAUGGUGUUGUCUUUACAUUUAAUGAAGAGGAUUAUACUCAACGUUGUGGUGAUGUUGUUUUCCAUGCUUUUGAUCCUGUUACCGUUCGUUUGAGUUUAGACUCGUCCAAUGUUCAACAUGAAAAAUUAGUGUUUCAAUUGGUAAAACCUUACAUCAAAGGUUUUAGUGUUGAAGAGAAUACGAAUGAUGACAAGAAUACUUUAGUCGAUGUCGAGAUGGCAACUGCAGCUCCUCCGCAAAAGAAAAUGAAAAAAUCAAAACAAAAUAAGAAUAAAUAACAACAAGAACACCA
Molecule: messenger RNA, 3114 nt
Organism: Stomoxys calcitrans (stable fly)
Lineage: Eukaryota; Metazoa; Arthropoda; Insecta; Diptera; Muscidae
Gene: Dis3
Product: exosome complex exonuclease RRP44
Exons: 9
Coding region: 137-3100 (987 amino acids)
Biological process (GO): rRNA catabolic process
Cellular component (GO): nuclear exosome (RNase complex); cytoplasmic exosome (RNase complex)
Molecular function (GO): endonuclease activity; 3'-5'-RNA exonuclease activity; RNA binding
Source: RefSeq, a predicted model, not a curated record